Messenger RNA from Fonsecaea erecta, 1449 nucleotides. RefSeq lists its product as hypothetical. Gene Ontology annotation, biological process: GPI anchor biosynthetic process. Gene Ontology annotation, molecular function: GPI mannosyltransferase activity; alpha-1,4-mannosyltransferase activity. Lineage: Eukaryota; Fungi; Ascomycota; Eurotiomycetes; Chaetothyriales; Herpotrichiellaceae. Bases 1 to 1449 code for a protein of 482 amino acids. Gene Ontology annotation, cellular component: membrane; glycosylphosphatidylinositol-mannosyltransferase I complex. The transcript has a single exon. The record is from RefSeq and is a predicted model, not a curated record.
AUGGCUUCACUCCUCAAGUCUCUCCUCUCAUCGCGCACCGCAGUCUUCACCUCAGCCUUCUUCCUUCGAGCCGUCCUCCUCGUCUAUGGCAUAUAUCAGGACUCGGUUUCUGCACUGAAAUACACGGACAUCGACUAUUACGUCUUCACCGACGCCGCCCGAGCCGUGUCCCGGCAUUCGUCCCCCUAUGACCGUGCCACAUACCGAUACACUCCCCUUCUAGCAUGGAUUCUGCUACCAACCAGCUGGGGGGGGCUGUGGUUUCAUUUCGGCAAAGCGCUGUUUGCUCUGUCUGAUCUCAUCGCUGGAUGGCUCAUCCUGAGGCUCUUGAAGAGGCAGGGUUUGGAAGAGCACCGGGCAUUGAAAUAUGCCGCCGUGUGGCUGCUGAACCCGAUGGUCGCAAACAUCAGUACACGCGGAAGCAGUGAGGGUCUCCUCUGCGUUCUGGUCAUGGCUCUACUCUGGGCGUUCGAGACCAAGAAAACGAUUCUGUCAGGACUGCUGUUGGGAACUUGUGUCCAUUUCAAGAUAUACCCUUUCAUUUACGGAGCGAGCAUGCUGUGGGCGCUGGAGACCUCUUCUUCUGCAACAAACAUAUUCCAAGUUGUGUUACAAUUCCUCAACGGCAGACGCAUUUUGCUCCUUUUGACCUCGAUAUCAACCUUUUCAGCGCUCAACCUGCUCAUGUACAAUAUCUACGGCUUUCCCUUCCUCCAGCACACUUUUCUCCAUCACUUGACCCGAAUCGACCACCGGCACAAUUUCUCCCCCUACAAUACCCUUCUCUACCUCUCCUCCGCGCAGUUAGCGAACCCAACACUCGCAAACCUGCGCUCAUCAAUCUCCUUCGAGUCCUUCGCAUUCAUCCCCCAACUUCUAUUGUCCACCAUCCUCAUUCCCAUUUGUCUGGCAAAGCGCGAUCUUCCAACCACCAUGUUGGCCCAGACCCUGGCUUUCGUGACGUUCAACAAAGUCUGCACCUCGCAGUAUUUUCUCUGGUACCUCAUCUUUUUGCCACUUUACCUGCCCAAUUCGUCACUACUCGCGAGGCCUUCUCUGGGGAUAACGGCAUUGGCGCUAUGGGUUCUCGGGCAGGCGAUAUGGCUGCAGCAGGGCUACCGGCUUGAGUUCUUGGGAAAGAGCGCUUUUGUCCCCGGCCUGUUCGCGGCAAGUCUUGCCUUCUUCGGGAUCAACUGUUGGAUAUUGGGGGUCGUGGUGGGCGAUGUGGUGGACAAGCCGACAGGUUCGACGGUGACCACCGCCGCUCAACGAGAGCGGGAACCCUCAUUCUCCCCGAUAACAGCCUCAGGAGAAGGGUCCACCCCGAGUGUCUCUGAACUGAAGGCGAGGUCAAGCCGCGACAGGCCGCGUGGGAAUGCCAGCAUCGACACGAGUGGGAUGGCCAAUGUGCAUUUGGGGCCGCGGGAUCGAGUGUUGAAAAGCAACUGA